Molecule: messenger RNA, 1451 nt
Organism: Paramormyrops kingsleyae
Lineage: Eukaryota; Metazoa; Chordata; Actinopteri; Osteoglossiformes; Mormyridae
Source: RefSeq, a predicted model, not a curated record
AUAAAAUGCUUUGAACUCCUACUUUCAUUUUCACAAUCGCCUGGAAAACCAGCUUUUGAGGGUCGUUUGGAAAAGGAGUCUGUAUAAACUGCAGUAGUGGAAGAGCCUUUGGAAAAGGUCUGGAAGUUGGUGUUUGGAAAAUGGGAAUUGAAAACAGUACCCCCUUACCAGAGGAGCGUAAACCCGAGGUCCUUAAUGUCCCAUGGAGGAAUGUUACAUGGAGCAAAAGCACACGAACUGAUCUCAAGCAAUACCUGCAUGAUUACAAGCCCACUAUUGAUUCAGUGCCUCAGGCUCGGAUUCUUCUAAUUGGUCAGAUUCAAGCUGGAAAAUCGAGCUUCUUCAACUCCAUCAACUCUAUCUUCCGUGGUAACAUGACAAGCCAAGCUAAAGUAGGAUACAAGGACACCAGCCUGACUUUGACGUAUCACACUUACCAGGUGAAGGCGGGCCGAGGUGGACAGCCUCUGGCAUUCCGACUGUGUGACACCAUGGGACUGGAAGCAAGGGAGGGUGGAGGGGUGAAAAUUGAAGAUAUUGUGAGCAUCCUGAAGGGCUACGUACCAGACAAGUACCAGUUCAACCCUGUAACGCCAAUGAAAGCUGAUGACUGUCAGGCGUGCAGCACAAUGGCUCUUAAAGACAGGAUCCACUGUGUGGUGUGUGUGAUUGAUGCCAACACAGUUGCAAUUCUGAACCAAGGAAUGAAGAAUAAAAUUGAUGAAAUCAGAAAGAGAACUGACUUGGCAGAUGUCCCUCUAAUGGUGCUACUGACCCAUGUGGACGAAGCAUGCCCACAUGUGGAAAAGGAUUUGAAGAAUGUGUACCACAGCUGUUACAUAAAGAGUUUGAUUGAAAGAACAAGUAGGUGUCUGGGCAUUCCAAUGUUAAAUGUGCUUCCUGUGAAGAAUUACUGCCAUGAGAUUGAGCUGAAUGACAACUGUGACAUCCUGCUCCUCAGCGCCAUGAAGCAGAUGCUCAACUUUGCUGACAAUUACUUUGACGACUGUGAGGAAAACACAGAGUAGAUGAGUUUAUCAUAUUUGGGGGCAAUGUCAUUGCCUCACUCUGUCCAUGUUCCUGUGUUCUACACCACACAUUAGGUCCUUCCUUCCAGUAUACUGUACCUGCAUUAGCCUAUUUCUUUACCUUUCCGCACACACAAGUCUUUUCAUAACCUGGACUUAUAACUGUAUUUUCACUUGGCUUUGAAAGAUGCUUGCAUAAAUCCAGAUAUAUAAUAUAUAAUCAAAUACACCCUGUAUCCUUACACUGGAUUAGAAGUAAAAAUGACCUGACGAUUCCAGGAUGGGCCAGUGUCUGUCUCAGUCUUAACCCUGGUUUGAUUCAGUGUUCUAUUUUUAGAUUUCAAGUUUGCUUCAAUGUCUCUGUCAGUUUGAUUACAGUUUUUCACAGUUGCUAAAACAUUAAAACCUGUUUUCUGAACCAAA